This is a messenger RNA of Tachyglossus aculeatus (Australian echidna), 2138 nucleotides long. Its product is annotated as beta-1,3-galactosyl-O-glycosyl-glycoprotein beta-1,6-N-acetylglucosaminyltransferase 7-like. NCBI's taxonomy places the organism in Eukaryota, Metazoa, Chordata, Mammalia, Monotremata, Tachyglossidae. The coding region runs from base 496 to 1797 and encodes 433 amino acids. The record is from RefSeq and is a predicted model, not a curated record. The transcript is spliced from 5 exons. Gene Ontology annotation, cellular component: membrane. Gene Ontology annotation, molecular function: acetylglucosaminyltransferase activity.
UCGUUACAGGAAGCAGCAUCAUGUAGUCGCUGCCAGGGCUCGUUCCAAAAGCUUACUCCAUGAAAAACAGACGUGCGCUUGCGAUCUGCUCAACUGAUCCUUUUUCCUCGCUCUCUUCUUUACAGUCUUGUAGACAAGAGACCCACAGGCCAGAGUAAAUGAGUAUGAAAUUCUCGAGGGACAAAAGGGCAACAAAACCUGCCAAGCGACUCUGUUCAUGUGAUUCAAGCUGGAUCAGGUCUGCUGAAAGCGACGACAUGGAGAGAGGUGGAAAACAAAUCCGGCAAUGAGACCUGCCGUGAUUCUGCUGCAGGAGAUCUGAGGGUUGCCUGGUAGACCCUCUGCUUAAGCCAGUGUUUAAAAAAUAAAGAAUCAUCACCCUGGAAUAUUAGAAGAUUUCCACACAUCUGGAUAGUCACAUGAUCUUUCGCCUAAUGAACCUUAAGGAAAUGUCACUCGAAUUAUGUUGAAAAGAAAACUCCUGGAGAACAAAAAAUGAACCAGCUGGAUGCAACCAAGUCAGGAUUUUUAGUGUGCAUUGGGAUUUGCAUUUGCAUUUUCACUUUCCUUUACACCAGAAAUACAAUUCCAAAGGAACCGGAUGAAGACCAACCCUACCCAAAGUCUGCCGAAUGUGGCUUUUAUCCGGAUGAACUGUGCUCGGCCCUCUUUGAGGGGAAAGGCGCUGCCCCUCAAAUUGGACAGUUUUGUCAACAGAGUAUUCACCAAUCUGAAAUACCUGCUUGUUUACAGUCCCGGGGGAACUGUUCCAGGAUUUUUCAGGGACUACAUUUCAUAACAAGACCCUUGUCGGCAGAGGAAGGCAACUUCUCCUUGGCCUACAUCAUAACUAUUCAUAAGGAGUUAACAAUGUUCUUGAAGCUGCUCAGAGCUAUUUAUGUGCCUCAAAAUGUUUACUGCAUACACAUUGAUGAAAAAUCCCCCAAGGAUUACAAAGCUGCUGUGCAGACUUUGGUUAACUGUUUUGAAAAUGUUUUUAUUUCAUCCAAAAGGGAGAGUGUGGUUUAUGCUGGAUUUUCAAGACUCCAGGCAGAUAUUAACUGCAUGACAGAUCUAGUACAUUCCAAAAUUCAGUGGAACUACGUGAUUAAUCUUUGUGGCCAGGAUUAUCCCAUCAAAACAAACAGAGAAAUCAUACAAUACAUCAAAAGCAAAUGGAAUGGUAAAAAUAUGACUCCUGGAAUAAUUCAACCAGCUCACAUGAAACACAGGACACAUCUUAGUUACAAAGAAUAUGUCCACAAAGGAACCGCCUAUGUUUAUCCAACUAAAAAAGUCAAAGAAGAACCACCUCAUAAUUUAACUUUAUAUUUUGGGAGUGCUUACUAUAUUCUCACGAAAAAGUUUGUGGAAUUCACACUUACAGAUACUCGUGCGAAGGAUUUGCUUGAAUGGUCGAAAGAUACAUAUAGUCCAGAUGAACAUUAUUGGGUCACUCUGAACCGGUUAAGAGAUGCUCCUGGUGCAACACCAAAUGCUGAGUGGGAAGGAAAUAUUCGAGCUAUUAAAUGGAAAGAUCAGGAAGGAGUUGUUCAUAAUGGCUGUAAAGGCCAUUACGUACGAGAUAUUUGUGUGUAUGGACUGGGGGAUUUACAGUGGAUCAUUGAAUCACCUCAUCUAUUUGCCAACAAGUUUGAGCCCAGAAGAUAUCCGCUUGUGAUGGAGUGCUUAGAGAGGAGGCUCAGACUUAAAGUGCUUCAGCAAGCAGAGAUCCCUUCAGAAUCACAUUGGCAAUUUCAGGAGAACAGCUACUUUAAUAUGAAAAUAAACAUCUGAGUUGCCAGUUCCCAAUAUCAAUGUCAAAAGAAUAAAGAGAGAAACCAUAUGGCUUGAGUUCAAGGCAGUCAUCUCCUCUUUUUACCAUAUGGCUCCCAUGACUAUGAAAUAAGCAGCCAGUAAAAAAUAAACUUAGGGAAUUAAAACUUUAAUUAUCUUAAAUUUUUAUGUACCAAAAAAUUGUAGGGACAGCGUUACUUUGAUAUAAACUGGAUCUCAAAUAAAUUCUGGAGGAACAAUGAAACAUGCAGUGGUGCAAGGAACAGAAGAUUAAUCUUCGAGGGAGGAAAUUAAAUUCUUAUUACCAGGUGUUGUGUAUGGAUGAAAACCAGAAAGCCCGA